AUGGGUAGUGCCUACCACUGGGAGGCUCGGCGUCGGCAGAUGGCUUUGGAACGGAGGAAGGCGCUGAUAGCGCAACAGCAGCAAGAGCAGGAAGUAAAAAAACAGGAAGAGAAGAAACAGCAUUCCGAGAAAACAUCUCAGCCACAUCAGGAUUCAAAAGGGCCUCUUCCGCCACCAGCAAAGCCACAGCCACCGCCACCGCCUGCACAGCCACAGGAGCAGGCGCACCCCCAGCCACCACCUGGACCAAAGCCACCAAAGGAGCCUGACCCUCCCACACAGAGCACUGGCAAGGACAAUCUCCAGAAGGACACCCAAAGGCAAGACCCUCAGCCUGGACCAGCGGGGGCCCAACAAGAUGGGCAGCAAGUCUGUAGACCGCGUGGACCCCCAAUCCUUCCAGGUCGUGGUCUCCCGAAUGUAUGCCAGCCUAGCUCUCCUAAAUAUUCCCGACUCACGUCGACUAAUUACAUCCAGCAAUGGUGAUCCAGGGACUCCAGGACCUGACGGUACCGCAGAGCAAAAACAAAAGCAACCAAAAAAACAAUCCAGAAAAAACCCAAACGACAACAAAAACCAGACAGCAACCACACUUUCUUUCCACCCCGCAACCUUUCUACUCCAAAAAGCCAGCCACACUUGGAGAGGAGGCUCGCUGGGGAUUAAAACGUGAUUCCUGGAAAGAACCAAGGCUGGUCGUCGUAAUGAGCACGGGAUGGAGGGAGGAGAGCAGGAGGACCCGUACUUGGGGGUAGAGGAGAGUAGAAGGCGAGCCCACGCUGUCUGAGUCGAGGGAACACAUGGUCUUGAGCCGCACCCUCUGGUUAUUACCCGGUUCCUUAUCCAGUGAUGACAGAUGUCUUGGCUUAUUAACGCCCCUCUCUCAAACCAAGCCCAGGAAAGUCGUCCUGUAUAUGUGUUGCUUUUAUUGGUUAAUGAAUAAAGAAUCUGCUUUGGCCUAUC
Molecule: messenger RNA, 963 nt
Organism: Alexandromys fortis (reed vole)
Lineage: Eukaryota; Metazoa; Chordata; Mammalia; Rodentia; Cricetidae
Gene: Ccdc200
Product: coiled-coil domain containing 200
Exons: 4
Coding region: 1-486 (161 amino acids)
Source: RefSeq, a predicted model, not a curated record